AGCGCACUGGUCACAUUGCACUGGAAACGCGUUAGCACACUUUUACGGUAUUUUAGCAUUUAGCAUUAACCACAAUGGCGAAUACAUCAAGUACCGGCGUUGUGGUGCCACGAAAUUUCCGCUUACUGGAGGAGCUGGAUCAGGGCCAGAAGGGCGUGGGCGAUGGCACCAUAUCGUGGGGACUGGAGAACGACGACGACAUGACGCUCACCUACUGGAUCGGCAUGAUCAUCGGUCCGCCUAGAACACCAUUCGAGAAUCGAAUGUAUUCACUAAAGAUCGAGUGCGGCGAACGCUAUCCGGAUGAGCCACCAACGCUCCGGUUUAUAACUAAAGUAAACAUUAACUGCAUUAAUCAGAACAAUGGCGUGGUUGAUCAUAGAUCAGUUCAGAUGUUGGCCAGAUGGAGUCGCGAGUACAAUAUAAAAACGAUGCUGCAGGAAAUCCGUAGGAUUAUGACCAUGAAAGAGAACCUGAAGCUGGCACAGCCGCCAGAAGGUAGCUGUUUUUAGUCGACAACAUCCGUUAGCAACACCAGCAGCAGCUGCAACAGCAUCGACUGCAACGCGAGCGGGAGCAGCAUCCACACCCAUUGAGAGCCGGAAAACCAACCACCAUCAGUCCAAAAGUCCAAGACCAAGAGGUGGCCACACGUGCGUGGAAUUAAAAAGAGAUUGUGUGGCGGCUGCUCCGCCGAGUUGCCAUCGGCGGCAGCAAAUGCUUAUUAAUGAACGUAAUAAAGAUCGAGUGCGGUUAUUGUGGCAAGAACAACAACCAAAUGCAAGCUAUACUAUAAGUAAAGGGAACAGCAGCGAAAAAUGCGAUAGGAGCGUCACUAUGAAGAGGUCGUCGUCGUCCCUUCCGUCAUGAACUAUGUCAUCGUGUUUGGUUACUUUGCUUCUUACUACUUUCUACUUCAGUCCCAAACAAAACGAAACGAAAAUAUGAGAACUUCUUGAAUAAGAAAUAAAACAGCAGCAUGAGAAACAAGUUAAAUGCCUGAGAGAUUCAGAUUCAACACUUGAAACCGAAAAAUUCGUAAAUUAAUCGAACAGAAAUGUAAUGCAUAAAAAUGAUAACGAUUAUUUAAGAUCACAGCGUGAGAUCCGAGCGUAAUUAUUGUUUUUUGCCUAAACUAAAAAUUUAUUAAUUAUAUACAUAAAGCAAAAUAUAUAUUAAUUUAAAUAAAACCAACGUCGAACAGCAUUUUUCUAGACGGCGCCAGUA
Molecule: messenger RNA, 1227 nt
Organism: Drosophila sechellia
Lineage: Eukaryota; Metazoa; Arthropoda; Insecta; Diptera; Drosophilidae
Gene: Uev1A
Product: Ubiquitin-conjugating enzyme variant 1A
Exons: 4
Coding region: 75-512 (145 amino acids)
Source: RefSeq, a predicted model, not a curated record